CCGGGCGCCACUGUCCAGUGCCACAUCGGAGAAAACAAAACACGUGAAAUCCACGUGUAGACACCCAUCCCGGACUUGCGGCAGCACUGGUACGCGCCGGCUUUUCCUGUCAAGCCAACGCAGUCCUCGCUCAGUGCUUGGUCAAGGCGAGGGCGUCACCCGGGGGUAACCGGUCCGUCCGCGAGUGACGCACGUUGUCCUGUCCUGCUGUGUGUCUAAGCGAUAACACCGGGAAGACACACCAUCUGAUGCUCGUCCACGAGUUGUCCGUUUAAAUCGAAAAUAGGUUCGGCCCUUGACUAGGUUCUGUCCUCUCCGUCUCCUGCUACUCGAGUCCUCAGAAUGUAUGCGCGGCUCUCGGCACUCGUUGUGCUACACUACGCAUUGAGUGUACUCGCGUCCAAGCACCUGUCUUUAGCAGAUGCGGCGCUUGCGAGCAUUUUGGCCGACGGGGCCCCAAUUCUUGGUUUCGAUCAUGGCUGCUCUCAGCGGGAAAAGACAUGCGACUGGAUGAGAAACUACCCCGAUCACACAAAGCUCGUUCACAUGAACCUCCCUGGCACUCAUGACUCGUCGACAUGGAACUACACUCAAGCCACCCAGGAUGCGUUCUUCGAGUACACUGGGACGUGCGUCAUACUGUCGCCGAGCCUUGCUUUGGUCUAUGAUUCUCAACGGAUCCAUCAGUGGAAUUCCGCCCGCUGUGUCGUUCCAGUGCCAGAACAGUUCGCUCUUCGAUGCCCUCAAUAAAGGGAUCCGAGUGUUUGAUAUGCGCUUCGCAUACAAUCCCGGAAAUGUGGAGCUGGGUUUCCAUCACAGUCAGGCCGUGUUGGCUCCACACACAACAGUCGAAGAUGUCUGGUUUGGUCUCUAUAGCUGGUUGGACAAACAUCCUUCCGAAGCUAUACUUUUAUCGCUCAAUUACGAAGGAUCGACGGGCACUCCGCGCGAUCUGCAGCUCGAAGAACAUAUACACGACAUCAUGACAAGCGAUCUCGCCCAACGCUACUGGGUGCAAGCCAACGGCACGCUCGGAACACUGGGAGAGGCGCGGGGCAAGUUGACCUUCCUCCAGCGCUUCAGCUACGACUUUCUCCCCUCCAAUGCUAGCAGCCUCGGGAUUCAGCUUGAUCCCUCGGCAUGGCAUGACGACCAGGCCAAUAUUGAGAUUGUCUACAACCAAGCGGAGAAGCAGAUCGCGUAUAUUGAGGACUAUUAUGAGCCCGAUGAUCUCGGCACCGGCGCUGGCUAUGCUGCGAACAUCCAGGCCAAAUUCAAGGCAACGACCGAACACAUCGAAAACGCAACAAAAUACAAUCCGGACCAGUUGUACUGGUCGUUUGCUAGUGCAGAGCACGACCUCGACACCCCACCGGUGUGGCCUGUGAUCAUGGCGCUCGGAAACGGAACCCGAACUCCAGGAGUGAACCAGCUGCUCUUACCCUGGCUUCAGGCACGCAAGGGUAAACGAUUCGGCAUCGUUAUGCUCGACUUCUUCGACUCGAUUCCAGGUCUUGUCGAAGCGGUUAUCGGAAUUUAAGACAUAUACCAAGUACGAUAAACUAUGAAUGCAAAAUAAUCACGCACAUCACGCGGCCAAUAUCUGCCAAUCGAUGCCAGCGUCUGGCCCAUACCUUUCUUCAAGCCAUUCGUUCGCCUUGCGAAAAUGGCCGUUACCCAAGAAGCCACGAUGGGCAGAGAGCGGAGAUGGAUGGGGGGAUUCCAGAACAAGAUGUCGCGUCUACGAAUGCUGAGGUAGGGCUUUGAACGAAGAUAGCCUGCGCACCUUAUCAACACCCACUUUCUGAACAAUCUUCUGGGCUGGCAAUCCCCAAGCCAUGAACACAACACCGCGCUCCUUGGAGCGAGCUAACACGCAUCGUAGCACUGCACGUGUGAGAUCCUCCCAACCCUUGUUUGCAUGUGAAGCGGCGCUAUGGGCGCGAACGGUAAGAAUUGAGUUGAGCCAAAGGACACCUAGAGACGCCAGUUGCGAGAGGUCCCUGGCGAUGCGUUAGGCACGCGUCGUCGCGAACUGUCCCUGGGCGCACCCUGAUUUAGGGGGUACGAAGGAUGGAUAGUCGUUCUGGAUCUGCUUGUAGAUGUUCCUCAAGGACGGGGGGAUCUUUGUUGGAGGCAGCACAGAGAAUGAAAGCCCUUGAGAUCACUGAACAUUUGGUUGGACAUAGAGAGUUCGAUCACUUGCCGUGGGCUUGUCCAAUAUCAUGAUAUGGGUCUUGGCCCAGUAUUACUACCUUGACAGAGUCCAACGGUGUGAGACGCGACCAUGAAUAGAUGUUCCCAACUAAAUCUUAGUUCAGAGGCAAACAGAUGCAGCAAAAGGGAGCGCAACUAGCGGGAAAGAUCGUCUGUGACUUGAUCUCCGCUUCGAGGAACUUCUUCAGCU
Messenger RNA from Mycena citricolor, 2407 nucleotides. The record is from the annotation of a GenBank genome assembly. NCBI's taxonomy places the organism in Eukaryota, Fungi, Basidiomycota, Agaricomycetes, Agaricales, Mycenaceae.